ACUUUCAAGCACUUUCCAAUCAGAACAAAAGACAUAUUCAUGGCCAUGUUCAAAACCACUCAUAUAUCAACGCCAAAAAUCAAAUGCUAAUUCUGUUCCAACCAGCAAUACACACAACACACAAAACACCAAGCACAAUACGCAGAACACAAAACCAUCCUUCUUUUUCUAUCUCUAGAGGCUUUCACAUGAGAAGCUGAAACUGAGACUCCAAAUUGAAGGAUAACAAAGAAGGCAAUGGCUUUUCUUCUACCAAAUUUCUCUCCCUCUCUACUCCUCCAAACCAAAUCAAAAGAAAAACCCAUGAACCAGACACUUUCUCUUACAAAACCCAGCUUUUGUUUCUCUCAUCUCUCUCCUCUGGCCAGCCUGCAGACACCCACUUUGUUGGAAGGGGCACAGCUUAACACCUCCAGGGUUGCGCAGGAUAAGCAGCAAAGAGACGACUUUUAUGUCAAUCUUGGCGUUGCUGUACGCACUCUUCGUGAAGACAUCCCUUUAAUUUUCGCCGAAGACCUUAAUUAUGACAUUUAUAGGGAUGAUAUAACAUUUACGGAUCCCUUGAACACAUUCACUGGCAUUGAGAAUUACAAAUUGAUCUUCUGGGCAUUGAGAUUUCAUGGCAAGAUUCUGUUCCGUGACAUUUCACUUGAGGUUUAUAGGAUUUGGCAGCCUUCAGAGAAUGUGAUAUUGAUAAGGUGGAACAUGAAGGGUGUUCCUCGGGUUCCAUGGGAAGCACAGGGUCAGUUUCAGGGCACCUCGCGAUAUAAACUAGAUCGAAAAGGCAAAAUAUAUGAACACAAAGUCGAUAACUUGGCAUUUAAUUUCCCGCAGAAGCUCAAACCAGCUGCUUCAGUGUUAGAUUUAGUGGCAGCAUGCCCUCCUAGUCCUAACCUGACGUUUUUGUGGGGUCCUGCGGAUGUGUACUCGUCUUCAUGGGUGGAGUUUUAUCGAGCAGUGAGGGGGACUUUGCAUCGAGAUGGUUUCUUGCUUCCACAAGAUGGUUUGGUUAGCUAAUGAGCUACUUCAGAUAUGAAUCUAUACAGUGGAAUAUGUAACGUAUAUGUACUGUGCAUUAAAUUUGUAUUAUAUAUUGGUAGAUAGCAGAAAAUGGUUUUUGUUGAAAAACAAGGUUGUAUAUACAUAGGGAAAUCCUGAAGAGUUCAAUUUACUUCUUGUGGUGGUGGAGGCAAAGAAGCUAGGGUACAUUUUGUGAGCUUAUACAGGUCAGGAUAAUAUAUACAAAAUCUUGUUUCAUUUAAUAAAUUAUCUUCUUAAUUU
Molecule: messenger RNA, 1281 nt
Organism: Prunus mume (Japanese apricot)
Lineage: Eukaryota; Viridiplantae; Streptophyta; Magnoliopsida; Rosales; Rosaceae
Product: plant/protein (DUF2358)
Source: RefSeq, a predicted model, not a curated record